Molecule: messenger RNA, 1605 nt
Organism: Exophiala dermatitidis NIH/UT8656
Lineage: Eukaryota; Fungi; Ascomycota; Eurotiomycetes; Chaetothyriales; Herpotrichiellaceae
Exons: 2
Coding region: 1-1605 (534 amino acids)
Biological process (GO): regulation of DNA-templated transcription
Molecular function (GO): zinc ion binding; DNA-binding transcription factor activity, RNA polymerase II-specific
Source: RefSeq, a predicted model, not a curated record
AUGCCCCCUCGACGUGCUGCUCAUGAAAAGUCCAGAAACGGAUGUUUAACGUGCAAAAUUCGAAGAGUUAAAUGCGAUGAAACAACGCCCUCUUGUCGGAGAUGCACAGAGUCCGGCCGCACAUGCGAAGGGCCUGUUGUACGCCAAUUUCGGUUUGUCCAAGAGCGCUCCAUCAAUCAGGCGACCACUGGCAUUCAGUCACCACAGGCGGAAGUCUCUGUCCUGAUACCGCAACACAAUAGGAAUGAGCGUCGUGCCUUUCACUACUUCACGCAUCACGCAGCACCUGUUUAUGCCGGUGCUGUGGACGCCGGGUUCUGGGAACAUUUGGUCCCUCGACUCGUGCAGAAGUAUAACUUUGUCUGGGACACCGUUGUCUCCCUCAGCUAUCUGCUAGAGCACGUGCCAUACGCAGCCCUAACCAGUCCCGGUUCUACAGUCAAUAAUGAGCAUCGACAAGCAUUGAGACUCUACACCAGAGCCAUUGCAAGCCUUCGACAGCUUGCUGAACGUGGUGAGAUAGAUGACUCGGUCAUCGUCUUGAGCUAUAUCCUCUUCGCAUCAGUGGAAUUCCAGCAACGAAAUAUCGACACCGGGACUCAACUAAUAAAAAAGUGCUGCAAGAUUUUGACGGGAAACCUUGCUUCACCCAUUCCCAAACAGACGUCGCCUGGCGGCCAAGCCGUUCAUGAAGUGGCCACACCAUUCGUGCUGAGAAGAGCCAUUUCUAUCGCCACUAUAGAAAAUGCUAUGUCAGUUCAGCAGGUCGCAGAAACCGAUGCCAACACUCCGCCGAAGGGAGACCGGUCCACAUCCGGCAUGCAGCCGCUCGACGAAGCUCGACUACAGUUUCAUGAUCUGGUUCAGAAGUGCUUCGAGGUAAUCAGGCACGCGGACUUCAUUCCUCACCUCGACGAGAACAGCCCAGAUAGGGUAUUGUUUUUCUCAAUGCGCCAGUCCUCAUUGGAUGAACUGUUGCGAUGGAAGGCAUCGCUCAUUGCCGCACACACUGGGACUGCUGAUGUGGCAACCGAGCGGACAAAAGCGUACCUCUUAAUGUACUGGGCAUUCUGUUACAUAUCUUCGGCAGCAUGCGUCACCCUUCGCCAGACCAUUUUCGACGACUAUAUGGCACAGUUCGCUGAAAUUGUUGAGCAUGCUACUGUUUAUCUCGGGGGUAGUGGCCGAUCGACGGCGGCUGAGGCUCAACCACGAUCCAGAUUCGACCCUGGAGUCAUCCCCCCCUUGUACUUUUGUGCGACCAAAUGCAGAGAUCCGAUACUGAGACGACAAGCACUACAUUUGCUGCGUCAGGCUCCACGGCAGCAGAAUCUGUGGGCUUUUGUCGCACCUGAUCGCGUGGUCGCGAAGGUCAUAGCGGUAGAGGAGGGUGAGCCAUUGAUGAACUCUUCGCCGCGAGAGUAUGCUGGUCUGCCACUGCCACCGGAAGAACGCCGUUUCGCUUAUGUCAGUGUCGUUGGUCGUCCAGCACCGGGUGGUAUACAACGCCAAGCUCUUGAACUUUGCAGGUUUGAAUUUGCAAGUGACGGGUCGAGAAAGCUGAUUAGCGAAUAUACUUGGCUGGACGAGGCAGAGGUGCCUUAG